Acanthopagrus latus (yellowfin seabream) is the source of this 2165-nucleotide messenger RNA. Its product is annotated as E3 ubiquitin-protein ligase TRIM47-like. The coding region runs from base 162 to 953 and encodes 263 amino acids. Lineage: Eukaryota; Metazoa; Chordata; Actinopteri; Spariformes; Sparidae. The transcript is spliced from 4 exons. Gene Ontology annotation, molecular function: zinc ion binding. The record is from RefSeq and is a predicted model, not a curated record.
GAAGGGGGGGAGGUACCAAACGAUAGCAGUCUACACAACACUGUCAGAUCCCCGGGAAAGACGAGCCGGCAAGAGCACAAGAAAGAUAUAUAUAUAAUGUAAAACAGCCAAAGGAAAGCACCAUCGUCUAUGCGUGUGGUUGCCACACCAAAUCAGACCUGAUGUCAGAGCCUCCUCAGUGCUGCAUCUGUCUGGAUGAGUUCAGCAGCCCUGCCUCCCUCCCCUGUGGACACUGCUUCUGCCUGGCCUGUAUAGGAGAGUACUGGAGGAUCCAUGGGGUCUGUCAGUGCCCCCUCUGCAAGGCCUGUUUCCCCACCAGGCCGCAGCUGACAACAGACCAGACAUUACACGCUGGUGCUCCGCACGAGGAAGCUACUGUGCCUUUAAAAGCUGGAGAGGUUCCCUGUGACUACUGCCCCGCAAAGCGCAGAGCAGUCAAGUCCUGCCUGGAGUGCAUGGCCUCCUACUGUGCUGCUCAUCUGGAGCCACACUACCAGGAUGAAGACCUUGGGCGCCAUCUUCUGAUCAGCGUGGUGAAGAAUCUGGAGGACCCAGUGUGCAGACUGCAUGGGAAGCAGUUAAACAGGUUCUGCAGGAGUGAUCAAACGUGCAUAUGUGCCAUGUGUGCCGAAACAGACCACAGGGGCCAUCACAUUAUUUCCAUCAACAAGGAAGCUGCGAAGAAGAAGGUUAAGCUAAAACGCAUGAGGGCAAAACUUAUGCAAGCCAUUCAAGACAGGCUGAUUAAAGUGGAGAAAAUCAAGCUGUCUGCAGACCACAACGGAGAAGAUCCAAGACAAACAUGGGCUCAGACUAAAGAACAUACUCAGCAUUUGGAAGAAGAAAUCUCUGAGCUGCAAACGAGAAAAGCUGAGCUGGAGCAGCUCUUACAGACUGACGACAGCGUCUGCUUCCUGCAGAGAUUUCUACACACUGCUACAUCCUGUGGUUGACCACCUUCAGACCUCAAAGUCUUUUGAACAUCCAACCUGACCAGUUGGACAACCCCAAGAGGAAAGGUGGGGGAUCCAGGAUGGCAGCCAUGCUAAUCCAGCUCGGUUUCAAGUCUGCUCCAGGCUGAUUUUUGGUCACAGGAAAAUGAAACGGACAAACGGCCAAACAGAACAGGUAGACUGCGCGUUUACAUCUUUGAUGCUUGGUGCUCACACACACUCAAAGUUGACGGACAGUGUUUCCCAAAUGUCAAACUUUUGACAUAAAGAUGUGACCAUGCUAUCGCCACCAUCUUGUUGCUGCUGUUUACAUUUGCAAAUUUAAAAAAAAAAAAAUGCACUACAGAGUUAUUUCAGGGAUGCACGUUUUCAUGUAUACACAGAAAUCACUGUAUAUAUGUUCUAUGUUAGUGUCGCAUUAAGAAAACUUCAAAUCUUCAUAUUGUUAUGCAAUCCUGUGUAGUAUAUUGGUAAAGAUAUAUAUCAGAUAUAAGGAACAUGUAAGUCGACACAUAAAGCUCCAUUUUCUAUGUGCUUGUGUUAAAUUUCUUAUGUUGGAUUUGUACAAAAACUCAAAGUAUGUUAGUGUCGGUGCUUCAUUUGAUGGGGGGUUAUCUGCUGGACUAAUUUUUAGCUGAGAGCAGUUGUUGGGCAGAGAAACCCAGCAGAGAUUCAAGGAAGUUAUUUCUUAUAUUCAACAGAACAAACAAACCAGGUGUGAUGCGUUCAUUAGUGAGCUUUACAGGUGCUGGUAGGAAUGUUUUCUUACCUUUGAACACAUUGGCCAUUUCCCAGCGUUAUCAGUCUUAGUGCUAAGCUAAGCUAGUUGGUUGAUGGUUGUGGCCUUUUUAACAGGCAGAUAUGAUGGUUGAUCAACAGAUUUAUAGACACAUAUACUUGUUAAACUGCAACUAUGAUGUACUUUUAAUGCUUUAGAAUGAUCUAAAAUGACAAUUAUGUGCAAAUGAAAUAUUGACGAUGAUCUGUACAGAUUUAAAGUAACUCAGUUCAAACCUCAAGAACUAUGAUGAUUGUUUCAGACCAGGUUAUUGCAAAUAACUGAGAACAUAUUGUAUGAAUGUAAUUUAUGCCUGGAUGGAUGAUGUAAUUUAUUUCAAGUAUACUGUAUUUCACUGUUAAUGUUCAUGAUUUUUGUCUUGUAAUUUUUUUGUUGUUGUUGUUGUUGGCUGAAUGAAUAAAACAUCAAACCAU